AUCAUCAGUCCUCCGUGUUCCGUGCACUCGAGCGCAAGCUUCUGACAAAUGCUGUGUAAAAUCAGUUCUGCGUGUGUUUUGUGAUCUUAGUUAUAUGAUAAUGUACAACACAGUGAGGAAUAUUUUGUGGCAAUUGGUACUGUUGUUAUGUGUUCUGCUGUAUCCAACAGCAAGCGUUCCCCAAUCAGACGGUACCAUUCAACGCGAAGGGUUGGAUUUGCAAAAGUGUGGCGUACCGAAAAUAGCCUUGCGCAGUCGAAUCACGGAUGGUGGGGUCGCCGACGAGGGGCACUGGCCAUGGCAUGGUGGAUUGUUUCAUCUUAACGACUACCAGUGCGGAUGCACAUUGAUCAAUGAGCUGUUUGUGCUUACGGCAAGCCAUUGCGUGUACAACAGUGACACGGGGUAUAAGAUUAGUGAAAAACUGGUGCGUGUCAGGCUGGGCAUGCACCGUUUGUCGGCGAACGGCAGUAGUGCGGUGCAAACGUACAUGGUGCAGAAGAUCAUACCACACACCAAGUUUGUGCCGAACACCCACAAGCAUGACGUGGCAUUAUUGCGGCUCAACGGUACGGUGCAGUUUACGAAUUAUAUUCAACCAGUUUGUCUCGAUCUGACCGAAUCGAUAUGGGUUGAGUAUCUUGCGGACGUGUACGGGACGGUUGUAGGCUGGGGUCUCACGGAGAAAAAUCGCAUCUCCGACCAGCUGCUAAAGGCCGAGCUACCGAUAGUACGCUAUACGGACUGUGUCGAAAGCAACCCUGACCUCUACGGCCGGCUCAUCUAUAGCGGAAUGUACUGCGCGGGAAUUUUGAACGGUACAAGCCCAUGCAACGGUGACAGUGGUGGUGGAAUGUACAUCUUCCGCGAGAAUCGGUGGUUUCUCCGGGGAGUGGUUUCGUUUUCGGGCAUCCGUGAAGGUACAAACUACUGCGACUCGUUUAGCUACGUUGUGUUUAUGAACGUGCCGUACUACGCCAAAUGGAUUGGCACUGAGGUGGAUGCGGCACGGCAGGAGCUGCUGCAAGCAACCACUACCACCGCUGCACCUCUCGUUUCCAACAGAUGGGAUUCCGAUCUAGGCGAGGAUGACUAUGAGGAGGAUGACAUCUAUUCGCUUCGGAUGGAAUUGGAAGGUGAACAGUUUGCCGUAGCUUCACGGAUGGCUGGGAAUGGACGAACAAAACAAAGCAUGCGUACUGUGCGCUGUGGGCAAAGUGUGACACUCUCCUGCAAAAGAUCGGCUAGACUGGCGCACAAGACGAUCCGGUGGUACAGGGUGGAGAACGGAGAACGGACAUUUUUGAUUGAGAAUGAAACGCUCGUUUAUCGUGAUGUGCGCUAUCAGCAUGCCGGCGAAUAUUGGUGUCAGGUGACGGGCGACAACGGUGUAAUGCAUGAAACGGGACUGCAGCUUACCGUGACGCGAGUUCCGAUCCACUUCCAACAGGACGCGAAUGUAUCGUACGCCGUUUAUGACGCGGUCGUGGACAACCGGAGGUCCAGCCAGUUCAGCUUCGAGAUGACCUUUCGAACGAACGACUCGGAUGGGCUACUGUUCCACAAGCCUCCAAUAGCUGGCGUGGAGAGCUGGAGCUUCUCAUUGCUGCUCGAACGGAGCCGGCUAACGCUGCGAGUUGUUCCGCCUGGUCAGUUGGAAAAGGUUUUCCGAAGCGUCAAGCUGAACCUACAUCCUACCCGGUGGCAUACGGUGUUGGUAAGCAGCUACGAUGGCAAGGGACUGAUGGCACUGGAUGGCCAAUAUCUGCUGGGAUUCGAGGGACAUCUAUUGCAGCAUCGUUCCGAUCGUUUCUUCAUUGCCAGCGUACCCGAACUACGAACGGUUGGAUUCAGUGGGUGUGUGAGCCGAUUGAUGAUAAACGAUAGGGUGCUAGACCUCGAGCGGGACUUUAUCGAGCGGGUCAAUGUAGGGCAGUGCAGCACGUGCAGUGCCGAAGAAUGCACCGCGGAUCUGUGUCCUGGGGCACAGGAACAGAAAUCCUGCAUAAAUUACGUCUGUAGCGAGGGACGAUGUGACGGUUCGGAUGUUUUGAGGCCCGAGGGCGACUGUGAUUUGGACGCAGUAGCGCACACCCAGGGACUGCGGUUCCAGCACAAUAGUUACGCUUCUUAUCGGAGUUUUCUGCUGGUGGCACUGACAGUAGAUUUGCAGUUUCAGCUUCGCAGCACGAACGAUGGCAUCGUACUUCACGCCGCCGAGCACCGGCGGGGUUUUGGCAAAUUUAUUACGAUAGUGGCGAAAGCAGGACGGCUCGAGUUGCGAUUUACGACCGAUGCACAUCUGCAUACGAUCUAUCUCGAGUCCAGCGUCAAGCUGACGACGGGCAGAUGGUAUCGAUUGCAAGCCGGAUACCGGGACGGCUACGUCUAUCUGCAGGUGGACGAUGAACUGGAGGUAGCGCGGAGCGUGCUCGGGACGGUGUUCCCUACCGACCGGCAGCUGAUUGUGUUCCUCGGUGGAGUACGUUGGCAGGGUUUCAUAAACCGACACAAGGAUGUGAAACAGGGGCUGGAUGGGUGCGUGAAAGAGUUCAAACUUUCCGGACUUCCGGUGGAUCUGGUGGACGAUAUGGUCGAGUCUGCAAAUGUACGCAGCUGCCAGGACCAAAAGGAGCCAAAGGCAACGUUACCAUAGCUGAAGGGCGCUGUGGUAUUUGCCGCCAUUUCCAUUUCAAAGUAAUUAAAUUCCCAUUCUGGGUCUGAUUGCAAUGCAGCGUUUGCACUACGAGUCUAGCACGCGGUUCGGUUUCACCCAUGGGCAAUGGAGAAAAACCGCAUAGCAAACCGCAUCUCAUUCAUUUCCCUGCAGCUGGUCACACAUUUGGCAGGGAUUCAUUUAGGUGUGGAUUCAUUUAGGUUUCGAAUAUUGGGCACCCACAUCCAUGGGCACACACAUACAUACAAACGCCAUUGCCAUUAACCCAUUUUAGUUAACAUUAUAAAUAAACGCCAUGAUAAAUUUAAAACCAAUAAAGUAAGCAGCAACAAGAA
Messenger RNA from Anopheles coluzzii, 3012 nucleotides. Its product is annotated as basement membrane-specific heparan sulfate proteoglycan core protein-like. Gene Ontology annotation, molecular function: serine-type endopeptidase activity. Bases 95 to 2656 code for a protein of 853 amino acids. The record is from RefSeq and is a predicted model, not a curated record. Lineage: Eukaryota; Metazoa; Arthropoda; Insecta; Diptera; Culicidae. The transcript is spliced from 6 exons. Gene Ontology annotation, biological process: proteolysis.